Molecule: messenger RNA, 821 nt
Organism: Benincasa hispida (wax gourd)
Lineage: Eukaryota; Viridiplantae; Streptophyta; Magnoliopsida; Cucurbitales; Cucurbitaceae
Product: mitochondrial import receptor subunit TOM9-2-like
Biological process (GO): intracellular protein transport
Cellular component (GO): mitochondrial outer membrane
Source: RefSeq, a predicted model, not a curated record
UUUCCCCCAAAUUUUCAGACAUUCAAAACCCUAAUUUCAUUUUCUAAAAAACUUUCCUUUACAAUUUUUCGGCUCUCUCUGUUUGAGAAAGCGAUCAGUAUCCAUUAGAUCACUUUGAUUCUUCCUUUCACUGCUUCAAAUUCCUCUUCUGUAUCCUUUUCAUGGCGUCUCGGGGUAAUAAGCGACCUUCUAUCACCAAUGGCGAUGACAAUUUAGGCGUCCUGUCUAGGGUUUCCCGUUCCGUUUCCGAUUCCCAAAUCGUCCGACGGGCGAAGAGCACAGCUUCCGACGCUGCCUUCGUUACUCAAAAACUCCUCCGUAGCACCGGCAAAGCUGCUUGGAUUGCUGGGACGACUUUUCUCAUCUUGGUGGUGCCACUAAUUAUUGAGAUGGAUCGCGAACAGCAGUUCAAUGAGCUCGAGAUGCAGCAGGCGAGUUUACUUGGUACUCCGGCCACCGCCGCUUCUAAAUGAUUUUUCCUUGAUUAUGGCUUCAGGUUAAGGCUACUCGAUGAUGUUGCUGUUUAGGGUUUUUAUGGGCUUUAGAUGGAAUUUGAUUUUGGAAUGUCGAUGGGGUACAAUGUCGUACCUCUGUUUCCUUUGUUUGUGACUGCCGGUUAGAGACUGAGGCUUUAAAGAGUUAAGAGUUAUGUUGCGAUAUUAUAUGAAUUGAAUUCAGAGUCAAUUUAAAUUUUCUUCUUAGCAUAAGACUCUUUAUUGAUGUUGUAAACUUAUUUUAUGUUUGUUUCCUUUUUUGUGAGAAAUCGUUUGAACCCCCAGAAAUCAGUAGAAAUUAAAAAAAAAAAAUGAAAAAAAAUUCAA